AUGCCGCGGCACGCGCUGAAACUCCUCGCCUCCUGGCUCCUCGUCGCGGCCUUCUUUGUGCUGUGCAUCCUCCCGGCCCCUACUACCGCCGCCAGAGCCCUCGCGGAGGAGGACCACCACGACGAGGAGCACCACGACCACGAUGACCAUGAGCACCACGGAGACCUCGACGGCGCGGAGCACGCGGGCCUCAAGGGCGGCCUCGCCGCGGCCAUCUUUGCCGAGGCCAUCGUCGGCGGCCUGGUGCCGGUCCUGAUCGCGUCGUCGCGGAAGUACUUCAAGUACCUGCACCUGCUCAACGCGCUGGCGGGCGGCGUGUUCCUGUCGUCCGGGCUGACGCACAUUCUCCCGGAGGCGGUGCACGCCCAGGAGGGGGUCAACAUCUCGGGGCCGAACGAGUCGUACCCGCUGGCGGGGACGUGCGCGGUGAUCGGCUUCAUCGUCGUGCUGGCGGUGGAGCGCGUGUUCUUCGACGUCCACGACUGCGGGGCCAUCGCCAGCGCAGACCCCAAGCACGUCGUCGUGUCGCACCCCAACGCCACCCUGUGGGAGCGCGUCGGCAACUUCUUCGUCGCGCGCCGCAGCGCGCUGGUCCUGCUCGCGGCGCUCUCGGUCCACAGCGUCCUCGAGGGCCUCACGCUCGGCCUCCAGGCGACCGAGACAGGGGUAUACAAGAUGCUGAUUGCCAUCGGCUCCCACAAGUGGGUGUCUUCGCUGUCCCUCGGCUCGCACUUCCUCAUGGAGGGCACGCCCGCGGUCGAGACCGCGAUCUGGCUCAUCCCCUUCGCGCUCAUGACCCCGCUCGGCAUCAUCGCGGGCAUGCUGUCGUCGGGCAGGUCGGCGCUGACGGACGUCGUGCUCCAGGGUCUGUCGGCGGGCACCUUCAUCUACGUGGGCGCGGUGGAGAUCGCCGGGAGCGAGCUCGGCGUGCAGAUCCAGGCCACGCCGGACGUGGUCCCGGCCGGCGCCCUCGCGCCGCUGAAGGCUGACGCCGAACUGGACGCGAGCGAGGGGCGCACGCUCCCGCCGGACGCCACCGUGCCGUCCGGGGCGUACAAGGGCCAGCUGGCGACGCCGCACCACCACAUCAACGACCAGUGCUGCGACCACGGCGACGCGCGCAAGGAGUCGUUCCUGACGGGGCGGCGCGGGCGGUUCGUGGCGCUGGCGAUGUUCUGCCUGGGCUUCCUGGCGAUCGCGCUGACGAACCUGGCGGAGCACUCGCACGCGGGGCACGGGGGCCACGACGCGCACUGA
Pedinophyceae sp. YPF-701 is the source of this 1257-nucleotide messenger RNA. The record is from the annotation of a GenBank genome assembly. Lineage: Eukaryota; Viridiplantae; Chlorophyta; Pedinophyceae.